GCGCGCAGCGGGCGGCGAACAUGGCCGGCGUGGCCGACGCCGCCGCCGCCGCCGCGCCAGGCAGCGGCGGGGACGGGCGGCAGGACAGCGGCCGCGACGGGCGGCAGGACAGCGGCCGCGGGGAGCCGAAAACUCUCUGGGGGAGUAGCGAGCCGCGGCCGCCCGCUGCCGGCCCGGGGCAGCCGUCCCCGCAUCAGCGAACGGAGACGUUGGGCUUCUACGAGAGCGACCGGGGCAGGAAGAAGAAGCGGAGCCUCCCGGAUCUUUCAUUGCUGAGAUUCAUCAGUGCUGAGCUGACAAGAGGUUAUUUCCUUGAACACAAUGAAGCAAAAUACACAGAGCGGAGAGAGAGAGUGUACACUUGCAUGCGGAUACCAAAAGAACUGGAAAAGUUGAUGUUUUUUGGAAUCUUUUUGUGCCUGGAUGCUUUUCUGUAUGUGUUCACCCUGCUUCCUUUGAGAGUUUUUCUGGCAAUGUUCCGGUUCAUCACUUUGCCUUGCUAUGGCUUACGCUCUCAUCGGGGCCUAACAGCAAGUGACAGACGUUUGCUACAACCUGCUCAGGUAUGUGACAUUCUCAAAGGAGUUAUACUGGUCAUCUGCUACUUCAUGAUGCACUAUGUUGACUACUCUAUGAUGUAUCAUCUGAUAAGGGGACAGUCUGUCAUAAAGCUCUACAUCAUCUAUAACAUGCUUGAGGUGGCUGAUCGUCUGAUUUCUUCAUUUGGACAAGAUAUUUUGGAUGCUCUUUAUUGGACAGCUACAGAACCUAAGGAAAGAAAAAGAGCUCACAUAGGUGUGAUUCCUCACUUCUUCAUGGCAGUGCUAUAUGUCUUCCUGCAUGCUAUUCUUAUAAUGGUUCAAGCAACAACCCUUAAUGUGGCCUUCAACUCCCACAAUAAAUCACUGCUUACCAUCAUGAUGUCCAAUAAUUUUGUCGAAAUAAAAGGAAGUGUUUUCAAGAAGUUUGAGAAGAACAAUCUUUUUCAAAUGUCAAAUAGUGAUAUAAAGGAGAGGUUCACCAAUUACGUGCUGCUACUAAUUGUAUGUCUGAGAAAUAUGGAACAGUUCUCAUGGAAUCCAGAUCAUCUUUGGGUGUUAUUUCCGGAUGUUUGCAUGGUGGUUGCUUCAGAAAUUGCAGUGGAUAUUGUGAAACACGCCUUUAUAACAAAAUUCAAUGACAUCACGGCAGAUGUCUACAGUGAAUACAGAGCCAGUCUUGCAUUUGACCUUGUUAGCAGUCGACAGAAAAAUGCAUAUACAGAUUAUAGUGAUUCAGUUUCCAGAAGAAUGGGUUUCAUUCCUCUUCCACUGGCUGUUUUACUCAUCAGAGUUGUAACAAGCUCAAUAAAAGUACAAGGAGUCUUAGCUUAUGUUUGCGUUGUGCUGUUCUACUGUGGGUUAAUAUCUCUCAAAGUCCUUAACAGCAUUGUAUUGCUGGGGAAAUCAUGUCAGUAUGUAAAGGAAGCAAAAAUGGAGGAGAAAUUAUUCAAUCCUGUCCUGACUGCCACCCCAGGGAAGCCAGCUGGCAAACAGCAAAGCACAUUUAAAUCUACCCAAGGAAUUUCCACAGAUGAAAACGGUUCUACAUCAGUUACCAGUCAACCGGUGCAUCAGAAGGAGAAUAUGCCAUCUUUACUUGUAACAAGCAAUUCUGAUCAAUUUCUGACAACUCCUGAUGGAGAAGAAAAAGAUAUAAGCCAAGACAGUUCAGAAUUAAAACACAGGUCUGCAAAGAAAGACUUGUUGGAGAUAGACAGGUUUACUAUUUGUGGAAACAGAAUUGACUAAGAAUUUAUUUUUUUUUAAAUCAAUAUGCUAAGGAUACUGAGCUGUUGGGACAGCAGAUGCUACCAGAAUGGACAGUUGCCAAAAGGCACAUAAAUAUUUAUUUAAAAACUUAAAUUAUUAAUGGCAAAAAAAUAUUAAUUUCUUUCUACAAGUAACUUGGCUUGGUAUCUGGUCAGGUCAAGUAAGCGGUCUUUAACUUGCCUCUUGGAAAAUGUGGUGGAUCGUGAGUCUCUAGCCUGGUGGCAGAGCUGCAGUAUCAAUUUUCUGGAAAACAGACUGGAAAAAAGCAUAACCCUGUUCUGCAUUAUGAAACCAUGCUUCCAGAACACUAUUUCUCAUGAAGGUUCCUCCAGUGUAAGGAUAUUCCUGGAAAUGUGUGGCGACUUGACCGGAAGCUUGCCUAUCCAGUUACUGUGUUUUAUUAAACAUCUGCAAGCAGAAUUCAAAACUUGUGCUUAUAUCAACAAACGCAUAAAGCAUUGGUACAUAAAACAGUAAGUCAAGAUAGUUAUUCCUGUCAACAAAAAUCUUUUCAAGAUGUAUCUUGAAAAUCUUGUAAUCAGAAUAAAAUUUUGCCUUUAAGUGAAA
Corvus hawaiiensis (hawaiian crow) is the source of this 2378-nucleotide messenger RNA. It is a transcript of the gene TAPT1, whose product is annotated as transmembrane anterior posterior transformation 1. The transcript has 15 exons. Gene Ontology annotation, cellular component: ciliary basal body; endoplasmic reticulum membrane. Bases 21 to 1790 code for a protein of 589 amino acids. Lineage: Eukaryota; Metazoa; Chordata; Aves; Passeriformes; Corvidae. The record is from RefSeq and is a predicted model, not a curated record. Gene Ontology annotation, biological process: maintenance of protein localization in endoplasmic reticulum; positive regulation of cilium assembly.